This is a messenger RNA of Drosophila sechellia, 1300 nucleotides long. Its product is annotated as XK-related protein 6. Gene Ontology annotation, biological process: phosphatidylserine exposure on apoptotic cell surface; engulfment of apoptotic cell; apoptotic process involved in development. The coding region runs from base 181 to 1239 and encodes 352 amino acids. The transcript has 5 exons. Gene Ontology annotation, cellular component: plasma membrane. Lineage: Eukaryota; Metazoa; Arthropoda; Insecta; Diptera; Drosophilidae. The record is from RefSeq and is a predicted model, not a curated record.
CGAUCGAUCUAUCUCUAGUUCAAAUGAACAAGUUCCCGUACAGAUCAGUAUUUAUUCUAAUCUUCAGUGUUCUUUUUUUUUAUUCGACAACAAGCCUCAAUUCAGCAAGUUGAAAGCGAGAUAUUUGUGUGUGGCUAGGGUGGCACAUGUGCAAUAACACAGUGGCAAGGCGGAGGGGACAUGGCCUCCGCGGAGCAGAGAACCGAAGUGGACGCCCUCAGGAUGGAGCCGAUCUCGAAACUGAGCAUGCUGCUCACUCUGGUGUCCAUUCUGUGGCGCUUCGUCUCGAUCUGCAUCAACUGGAGCCUGGCGUACGCGUACUGGAUGGAGGAGUCCUACGGAUACUGCGCCUGGACCAUUGGCUCCAUUCUGGUGCCCAUGGCGGUAACAUCGGUCAUAUACAUACACACCUUGAAGGUCGCCCAUGCGGGCGAAAAACGCAUUCUGGAGCGAGGGGUGUACUCAAAUGCUGUGAUCUCAUAUCUCUUCCGCGAUGUCUAUGUCUUAAACUAUGCGUUAAAAUACUCGGUGGCCAAGGAGCGCGAUGACAAGCAGGCGGAGAUCGAAUAUUACCAAAAACUCACGACGGAGGAGUGCAAUGUUAGUUUCGUUCGACUAUUCGAUUCGUUUCUGGAAUCAGCUCCGCAGAAAAUACUUCAGCUGGCAAUAAUUUUGCGAUCGACAAAGGAGCUCAUAUACUACCGACGGAUUGCCAUGGUCGUCUACUUCGGCAACAUAGCGUGGUGCAUCCAGGCGUACAACCACUCCAAUCGCCUGGCCCAACUGGACAAACAUGACAUCGCGGCGAAGGGACGAUUUCUGCAAUUUCUCUUCCUGUUCUGCCUCACUGUUUCGAGAACGCUUUGCAUCGCGUAUGUGGCCAGUAUUUUCCCCAUCGAAACGCUGAUCACCUGCGCGACGCUCGCUUGCUUUUGCGGCACCAUUGUGUUCUUUGUGGACUCGCCAAAGAUCGCCGAAUCCCGAAUCAUGAACUACCUGUACUGCCUGUGCUUCGGAGUUGUUUACCUAUUUAUUUUUACGCCCGUCAAGGAUGCGCCCACCAAAUAUAAGUACGCUUUUUAUCUCACAUUCUGUUUGUUGCAAAACAUCAUCGCCUGCGCGUUGUACAUUCCACUGUAUCUUGCCACAGCCAUAAUUGCCUUGUAUAUUGUCGGCAUUGUUUUGUUAAUAUUUUAUUACGCGUACUGCCAUCCAAAUACCGUGCGUACUUAUUUUUAGCAUUAUAGCAUUAUUAGUAGCAUUUUGUAUACUUGCAAUAAACGUUGUUAUGCCCACUUUU